This is a messenger RNA of Phyllostomus discolor (pale spear-nosed bat), 1784 nucleotides long. It is a transcript of the gene CCDC59, whose product is annotated as coiled-coil domain containing 59. The transcript has 4 exons. The coding region runs from base 153 to 881 and encodes 242 amino acids. Lineage: Eukaryota; Metazoa; Chordata; Mammalia; Chiroptera; Phyllostomidae. Gene Ontology annotation, cellular component: nucleus. The record is from RefSeq and is a predicted model, not a curated record.
GUGGCGCAAAUGUGGUGGUGAGGCGAAAAAGUAACACAAGCCCGGUAAAUAGAGCUCGGAUCUACACUGGAGUUGGGCGAUUGAUUGCUUCGGCCUGAUGACGUAUUUUGACAGCGCCCGUGGUGGCUUUCUGGCGACGGCGUCGGUGUGCAAUGGCGCCAGUGAGGCCUGCUGCGAGGGGGCGGAAGGGAAGUUUUGGGACGCAGGACGAAGGAAUUUCUGCGGUCGGAUUCAAGAAUAAGAACGUGAAACAGAAGACGUGGCGACCUAACCAUCGGCAGCCCUUCGUGGGGAGCGUUCGCGAGGGACAAGGUUUUGCAUUUCGAAGAAAAUUGAAGAUUCAGCAAAAUUACAAGAAAUUGCUAUGGAGGGAAAAGAAGGCUCAAACUUCACAGGAUUCCCAAUUCACAGAUCGAUAUCCAGAUCAUCUGAAACAUCUCUAUUUAGCUGAAGAGAAAAGACUCAGGAAGCAACUUAGGAAAGUUAACCAGCCUUUGCUAAAACAAAUUAAUCAGGCUUUGCCAGCAGAACAGUGUAACGUUGACCCGGCUUUAUCAGAAGAACAUGGUAGCAUUGACCAGCCUCAACUAGAAGAACAAUGUAAAGAAGAAAGGGUAAACUUUGUUACAAUUCCAAAGAAAAAUAAAAAGAAAACAUCAAAUCAAAAAGCACAAGAAGAAUAUGAACAAAUACAAGCUAAGCGUGAUGCUAAGAAACAAGAAUUUGAGAGGAGAAAGCAAGAGAGAGAAGAAGCUCAAAGACUCUACAAAAAGAAGAAAAUGGAAGUGUUUAAAAUAUUGAGCAAAAAAACUAAAAAGGGCCAACCAAACUUAAAUUUACAGAUGGAGUAUCUUCUUAAAAAAAUACAAGAACACAAUUAAAUUGGACAUCUUGUUCUCAAAAUCAAGGGUUAAAAGAUCUGUCUAUCAAGGUCCUUUGUAUAUGUAAUAUACUUUCUAACAAUUCACUACAUUUGUCAACAUAAACUGGAUUGCUUUGCUGUGCUGUGCUAUGCUAUGCUAGAUGUAAAGUAUCCAAAUAUUUUUAUUCAUAUAAAGGAAAAUUUUCUCUAUGUCCUCUACGUAAUAUGAUUUGCUUGUUACUUAUUUGGCCAUGAAGAAAAGGUGGCCUGAAUAACUGAAAGAACCUUCUAUUUGCAUUACAGGUUCAAGUGUUCAGUACUUUCAUGCCCCAUAAAAUUCAGAUGAAAUAAAAUGUUUGAAAAUAAGGGAGCAGAGCUUUCAAUGGAGCAUUACCAUGAAGGUUUUCAGUUUAGUAAUCAACUGUUAACAGUUUUAAAAUUCAUUUUAGUAAUAGAGGCAAAGACUGUCUUGGACUUAACUUAUUUUAAAAUUAAGCACAUGUUACUGGGGAAUGGACUUUUUGAAACUUGAGAGCACUGUGCCUGAGUGCUGAAACUGCCUUCUGCCCCCGCCGUUUAACAGUGGGGUCUUCAUAAAGCAGAGUUUGGGGUAACAACUCAGAAAGCCUGAUGUUUAUAAACAUUCCAAAACUGUGCAUACAUAGUUUGUUAGUGUCCGAUGCUGAGAGCCCAGCAGUGUCACAGCAAGAAUUGAGCUUUCCAGACCCCUUCACCAUGUAAGAACACUCACUGGAGCAUUCCUGGUCUCUGUCAGUGCACUGGUGAGCUGAGACAAAGUGCUUUAGUACUGCUCCUGCCAUCUUGCAGUCUACAAAAUGAGAAAGGCUUGACUGUCAUUUUAGAUAGUUGAUUGUACAAUGAUACUUGUAAAACAUUGCAUAAUAAAGUUUUUAAGAUAUUA